AUGUUGUCUCGGUCUAUUUUCCGUCAGGCAACGCGGGCGCAUUUGACUACCACCACACUACCCCGUUGUUGGAGAAAUGCCUCCUCAGCGGCGGCCUUUAAUUGGGAGGAUCCUUUGAACCUAUCGAACUUUCUGACCGAGGAGGAGAAGGCAAUACAAGAAACAGCACACUCAUAUUGUCAAGAACGACUGCUGCCAAGAGUAUUGGAAGCCUACCGCAAGGAGGAUUAUGACAAAAAGAUUCUCCAAGAAAUGGGCGAGCUAGGCUUGUUGGGUGCCACAAUCAAGGGUUACGGGUGUGCUGGCGUGAGCAGCGUUGCUUCAGGGCUCAUAACCAGGGAAGUUGAGAGAGUUGACUCGGGAUAUCGAUCUGGCAUGUCCGUCCAGAGUUCGCUGGUAAUGGGACCUAUCGACGAGUUCGGAACUCAGGAACAAAAAGAUAAAUAUUUGGAGAAGUUGGCAAAAGGUCAACUUAUAGGAUGCUUUGGCUUGACCGAACCGAAUCAUGGAUCUGACCCAGGGUCAAUGGAAACUACGGCGAAACCACAUCCGACGAAAGAGGACCACUACUCGAUCUCGGGAGCUAAAACCUGGAUUACGAACUCUCCAAUUGCGGAUGUCUUAGUGGUCUGGGCUAAAUUGCAAGAGACGGGCAAGAUCCGAGGCUUCGUGGUCGAAAGAGAAAAGUGCCCCCCCGGGACGCUUGAAACGCCAGCUUUAAAAGACAAAAAUGGACUUCGAGCGUCGAUCACGGGUAUGAUUCAACUGGACGAAUGCCCCAUACCAAAGGAGAACAUGUUUCCCGAGGUGGAAGGACUCAAAGGUCCCUUCGCUUGUCUCAACUCGGCCCGAUUUGGUAUUGCCUGGGGGACAAUGGGAGCCCUUGAGGAUUGUAUCAGUCGAGCGCGAGAGUAUGCCCUUGAAAGAAAGCAAUUCAAGAACAAUCCAAUCGCCAAAUAUCAGCUUGUUCAAAAGAAGUUGGCCGAUGCAGCAACAGAUGCCGCCUACGGACUGGCCGCUGCGUACCAAGUUGGCAGACUGAAGGAUGAGGGAAAGACUGUCCCAGAAAUGAUAUCAAUGAUUAAACGCCAGAACUGCGACCGAGCUUUGAUCAAUGCCAGACAUCUCCAGGAAAUCUUUGGGGGCAAUGCGGUCAGCGAUGAAUAUCAUAUCGGACGCCAUGUUGCCAAUCUAUUUGUCACGCAAACAUAUGAAGGACAGAGUGACAUUCACUCGUUGAUAUUGGGAAGAGCUAUCACUGGCAUCCAGGCAUUUGUAUAG
This is a messenger RNA of Rhinocladiella mackenziei CBS 650.93, 1281 nucleotides long. RefSeq lists its product as uncharacterized. The coding region runs from base 1 to 1281 and encodes 426 amino acids. Gene Ontology annotation, cellular component: mitochondrial inner membrane. Gene Ontology annotation, molecular function: fatty-acyl-CoA binding; glutaryl-CoA dehydrogenase activity; flavin adenine dinucleotide binding. Gene Ontology annotation, biological process: fatty-acyl-CoA biosynthetic process; fatty acid beta-oxidation using acyl-CoA dehydrogenase. The record is from RefSeq and is a predicted model, not a curated record. The transcript has a single exon. Lineage: Eukaryota; Fungi; Ascomycota; Eurotiomycetes; Chaetothyriales; Herpotrichiellaceae.